Prorocentrum cordatum is the source of this 360-nucleotide messenger RNA. NCBI's taxonomy places the organism in Eukaryota, Dinophyceae, Prorocentrales, Prorocentraceae. The record is from the annotation of a GenBank genome assembly.
AUGGGAAUCCCUCCACUAACGGCACAUGUUUGCGUUUCUGGAGCGUGCAACGUCGAAGAUAUUAAUGGUAAUAUUUUUGCAAGUUUCUUAGGCAUCUUCGCGUGGAUCAUUUUGUGUAACCUUGUUUUCAUUGACGGGGUGUUUCGCGAGACGCAGACGUUGACAGCCAAGAGCGAGCUGAAAGCUGCAAACGCUAUUCUCCAGGGCACGUGUGACGUGGUGGUAGUAUUCGGGCAGGAGCUGAAGGUUACUCAUGGCGAGCAAACCGUGGCGAACAUGCUGAUGAUGACCCCUAUCAAAGGUCCAGGGCGAGAGCGUAUUGCCCCUGAUCGCCGAAGAGGAACGCAAAAGAUUUGCUGA